AUGGCGGGUGUCGUUUUAUGGCUCGCAAAGAAAGGGGUCGAGAACCGACCGGCACACGAAGGUGAUCCGAUUCUCUCCUCAUGGACCACCGACUUAUUCGAGAUGUGCCUGCGCGCAGGACUUGGCCCAGUAACCUCGCGGCCAGAUGACUUGUCAUCGGCGAAGACAAGGGGCAGCGGCUACCCUGCCCGACAAUCUAGUACCAGAGACAUCUACUACCAAUACUCACGGAUCUGCAUCGAGCAGGGACGCGGUCUUAGCGAUAUGAUCUCGGGGAAUGAUCGCUCGUUGCGGUCCAAGGAGGUGACCGGUGAACAGGACUUGGAACUGAACCCCCAGGGAUUCCUCCUGGAAGUCCGGGGCAUGAGUACGGCUAGCCCAACGGAUACGUCCGGAUGCGAAAUCCACGUCCCUCAGCGUAUUCUCGGGGGUAUGGCCAUGGCCAUUACCGGCGCGAUGUCGGGCCGAGCCGGCACGGCGCCAUCUUGUUUGUGACAGCGUGCG
This is a messenger RNA of Aspergillus ibericus CBS 121593, 504 nucleotides long. RefSeq lists its product as uncharacterized. Bases 1 to 495 code for a protein of 164 amino acids. The record is from RefSeq and is a predicted model, not a curated record. Lineage: Eukaryota; Fungi; Ascomycota; Eurotiomycetes; Eurotiales; Aspergillaceae. The transcript has 3 exons.